Molecule: messenger RNA, 1983 nt
Organism: Diaporthe citri
Lineage: Eukaryota; Fungi; Ascomycota; Sordariomycetes; Diaporthales; Diaporthaceae
Exons: 2
Coding region: 1-1983 (660 amino acids)
Source: RefSeq, a predicted model, not a curated record
AUGUUUGGCGAGAAGGACCCUCACCGCUCAGACCUCUUCAUCUUCGACACAGACAAGCUCCACGGCGACGUGCUGCUGCGAGAUGGCGUCUCCCACUUGAGGUACCAGGAGUACGCCGUCUUUGCCAAGGACAGCGACUAUGCCAGCACCAUCCAGUCGUCCGAGACGGACAAUGACCGACCCUUUCUCAAGCACGUCGGCCAGUGCAUCGUCAGCGAGGAUGGCAAGGGCGACGAGCUGUUCCACCAGGCCAUGAGGGAGGACCAGUCCGUCGACAUCCAGGGCAACUGGGGCCCCAAGUGGAAGGGCUCACCACACCUGCUGCAGGGCAGGGUAAGGCAGGUCAUCUGCCACCGCCGGACGAACUACAAGUCCUCCGAGGACAUGAACCUGGACGGGCUGCACCUCACCAGCGCGGACUUCAACCUGAUGGGCCUGCACCCGGCCACGCUGCAGUACGUGCGCCGCACGACGGUCGAGUCCAUGUUCUGGGACCGCCACCACGAGAAGCUGAGCAUCAUCAUGUCCUUCCCGUCGGACCCGCGGGCGCCCUACGACUUUUUGUCCAUGACGCACAGCAUCCCCGACCGCACGACGACCAUCCUCGUCAGGCAGUCCUUCGACGCGAACCAGCACACCGUCGAGGACCUGGACCAGUACGACCAGCGCAUGCAGAGCUGCAAGUCGCACUGGGCCCACCCGCUGGUCAUCCCCGUCAUGCUCCUGCAGGUCCAGUUCGCGUGGACGGAGCAGGCCGUGGCCGACAACCACAGCGAGGUCGUCGCGGUGGAGAGGGACGUCAGCAACAUGGCGGGCUUCGACGCCUUCGACGACACGGCGCGGCGGCGGCGGACCAGCUCCUCGGGCGGCGCGACGGGGAGGUACGGCGCGCCUCCCGGCCACAACAACAACAACGGCAGCGGUGCGGCCAGCCAGACGGGGUCGGGCCAGCAGCAGCAGAUCUACAAGAAAUCCACCGAGCUGAUGAAGAACGCGCACGACGUGCUCAAGCGCAGCAUCCGGCUGCUAGACACGCUGCACUGGAUGGACCGCGCUAUCAAGAUCCUGCUCGAGGCGGGUGACGCUCUCGACGAUGUGCGUCAGGACUCAGACGGUCCGCCUGCGUCCAGCACCGCGAAUUCGUUCCCCACGCCGUUGUCCGCCCGAGGCAGGGUCGGGACGGGCCUGCUUAAGAUGAGGAUCCAGGAGGACCCGCUCACGGGACACUGGCAUGAGAUCCGGCAGUAUUUAGACGGCCUGCUGCAGUUAUGUUUGUCGCUCAAGACUGACAGGACAAUUUUGGAGAUGAGGUGUAAGGCGUUGGUGGAUAUUAUUUACAGUAAAAUGGCCCAAGAAGACAACAAUCUCAAUGCCCGGAUGGCUGUUGCCUCUUCGCGAGACUCAUCUUCUAUGAAAGCAUUAGCAGUGAUUACUGCAAUCUUCCUCCCUGGCGAGUUCAUGUCCUCCCUCUUCGGCAUGUCAAUAUUCGACUGGCAACCCGGGGGUGAAGACGGAGAAAACGGCGGGGACUCGGUAGUCAGCUGGCGGUUCUGGAUAUACUGGUCCAUCACAAUCCCCUUGACUAUCGGGAUCCUGGUAUCCUGGCGCGCAUGGUGGGUCGGCCAGGACAGGUACUUCAGGAAACACCUGUCCAAGGACCUCAGUGAAGAGAGGUACUGGACAGACGACAGGAAGCCGCGGAAGCUGGAGACCAGCUUCCUGCACGAUUUUAUAUACAUGUCGGUGCGCCGGGGAGAAUCCGCGGUCGAAGGUGGCACGGCCAUGUUUCCUAGCUCGAGGAAGGGGUCCAGCUCGAGGAAGGGGUCCAGCUCGAGCGAGGAGGACGGGCUCAAGUGGCUACAUAGGAGGAGCAAGACACUGUCCAGUACUGGGCUCACUAACCCGCCGCCUGCGUUCAGGCUGAGGCAGAUCGCGUUUGAAGAGGUCGAGAAAGGGCGGAGAGCAAGCACUGGGUUGGUAUAG